CAACAUGCCAUGUAGCUGCAUGUUCAGACUACCUUCAAACUCAGGGUGCGGGCGCGUGUCAAAAGUAGGGCCGAUGUAACAGUUGACACUUGGAGCAGCGACCAGUUCCUUGUGACAGUUUGCGUACCGUAGGACCCUGGAGGCUUGUGAAUCAUCAGUUUACUUCAUGGAGCAGGAACGCUUCAAGAUCAUUGCUUGGUUGGUUUGAUUCCCACAUCGGUGUUGUCGCAACGAACUGGGACACCCGCGCUUGUUUCGGCCUUACUCACCAAAUCGCUUACCAUCGACACCUACCUACCUGGGUACAUUAUGCAACACGGAGUUUCAGAAUCAGGGCAAUUGCAUGGCGGUAAUGCUAUAGAGCUAUAGAGCACACUAUACCUUUUAUGACCGACCGAUCGUCCGUCUGCCGCGGUGCUCCACAUUUGACAUGAUAUAAAGUCAACAGUUACAAUAUCAACAUGAGUGGACCACAACAGCUCCAGUACCACUCUACUUCUUCUUUGGUUUACUUUUCAAUUCUUCUUCGGCAGGUCCGGCUUUCCUCUCACUUUUCAAACCUAUCCAGUAUAGAAGUCGUACCAAUAUAUUCUCCUUCGAUCGAUCCUCGUCAGUACCGACUUUAGCAACUAUGAAGCUUUCCAUCACUGCUGCUGCAGCCUUCGUUAUUCUGGGGCCCUCCGUCAUCGCAGCUCCCACCCCGCAAGGAGAUAUACCAGGUCGGGUGAUUGAGUUCUUGAAUCCACCUCAAGCAGAUCCCGCGCCCCCAACAGUGACAGUGACGCCUGUUAUCAAACGGGAUGACAAUUCAGAAAGCAUUCCAGGAAGAAAGAUCAAGCGACAAAAUAUUGGAGAGCGAAUCGGUGGUUUCUUGAACCCACCCCAGCCAGCUCCCGCGCCUCCACAAGGAGGAUCUGCUACUACUGUCAUAACGCUGCCCGCAUCAGCUGCAGCAACCAAUGCUGUCACUCAACGAAGUAACACCAAAGCGAAGCGUCAAGCAGAUACCCAAGGCCAAGUCAUUGAUCUCUUGAACCCCCCUCCGUCUGUUCCCGUUAUUACCGUUGUUCCCGCUCCUUCAAGUGGUGUUGGAACUAGCAGCAAAGGGAGGAGGCAAGUGGAAAUUCCGGGUCGACUCAUCGAUCUUAUCAAUCCUCCUCAGCAACAAGCACCUCCCGCUACUGUUCCCCCUCCCCCUCCCCCGGCAGGCGGCGCCCCUGGCGACGAGAAUCGCAAUGGGGCAGGUAGCAGUCCAGCUCAAGGAGGUGUUAAGCGUCAGGCGGGUACUGGGCAAAUCAUCAAAGACUUCUUGACUGUUCCUGGCCGAGAUGGUGCAAGGGAGAAGAGACAGACUGCUUUUGGGGAAGCCCUCGAUGAUUUCUUUGUCCCUUCUGGUGAUGGCUCAAAAGUGAAGAGACAGGCGGGCUCGGGACAAAUAAUCAAGGAUUUUCUCACCGUCCCCGAUAGGGAUGGUGCAUGA
This is a messenger RNA of Periconia digitata, 1480 nucleotides long. NCBI's taxonomy places the organism in Eukaryota, Fungi, Ascomycota, Dothideomycetes, Pleosporales, Periconiaceae. The record is from the annotation of a GenBank genome assembly.